CUUCGCAAGCCAUGACCGAAUUCGAGAGCAUCCUGCAGGUUGGGUUACGGGAUCAAUAUCUUGUUUUUGUCAUCGAGUCUGGCGAUACAAAUAAUCCAUCUCUAGUUGCUUGUAUUGCGGUUCCGUCUCUAGUUCCAUUCCACACAUUCCGCCGCCUGCAAAAUAUCGCCGUUUUUGCCACGAACUAUACCAUAGCCCGAGUCAAACAUCAGUUCCCCCACCUAUCCGGUCAUAACAUCAACCAUCACUACUAUCUGCCAUGUCGACCAGCCCGGCAGAUGUCAAGCAGGCCGAAUCUUCGUCGGAAGCCAAGCCAGCCAGCCGCGCCCCGCGCAAUCGUCGCCAACUGUCGCGCAAAGCCCCCGUCAAGGAAGUGUCCGAGGAAGAGCAGGACUCUGACGACUUCGACGAAGAUAGUGCCGAGGAGGACUAUGAGCCCCCGCCACCCCAGCGCCGCCGUCGCGGUCGCCAGCAGAAUCAAUCUUUGCAGAGGCAGCGGCAGCAGCAACAGCCCCAACAACAGAUGCUGCAACAACAACAGCAGCAGCAGCAACAAAUGCAGCAACAGCAAGGCGGUGGAGGCGGCGGCAGUGACACGCUGAGAUUGCGAUUGGAUCUUAACCUUGAGGUUGAAGUUACCCUCAAGGCGCGUAUCCACGGUGAUUUGACAUUAGCACUUCUCGAUCAAUCAUAAGAACUCGGAUUUUGUCGAGGUAAGCGCGAUGGUUAGGAGAAGUUCUUGUGACGCUUUUGUUUGUUUUCCUCUGCGCGCUGCAGUGCUGAGGGUUCGGCGCAAGAGGAAGUUGGGCGUUGGUGUCAUCCCCCUUUUGGUUGAAUAGCUUGCGUACAUAUUUGGCUAUCAUACUCCUGUGUAACUACACACACCAUAUAUUUCUAAUAUGAU
Molecule: messenger RNA, 904 nt
Organism: Pseudomassariella vexata
Lineage: Eukaryota; Fungi; Ascomycota; Sordariomycetes; Amphisphaeriales; Pseudomassariaceae
Exons: 2
Coding region: 12-602 (196 amino acids)
Source: RefSeq, a predicted model, not a curated record